Columba livia (rock pigeon) is the source of this 4115-nucleotide messenger RNA. Its product is annotated as G protein-coupled receptor kinase 5. The transcript is spliced from 15 exons. Gene Ontology annotation, molecular function: ATP binding; G protein-coupled receptor kinase activity. The record is from RefSeq and is a predicted model, not a curated record. The coding region runs from base 1745 to 3313 and encodes 522 amino acids. Gene Ontology annotation, biological process: regulation of signal transduction; protein phosphorylation; signal transduction. Gene Ontology annotation, cellular component: cytoplasm. Lineage: Eukaryota; Metazoa; Chordata; Aves; Columbiformes; Columbidae.
GGGGCUCCUCGAGCUGCUGCCGCACGCUGUGCCCCUCGAAAGGACCUUGCUCUGCUGCGGGGCCCCUCGCUUUGGCCUCGUGACCCUUCCAGGAGCUUUGCGCCCCAAAAGGUGGUCUGGGGGGUGCCCCAUGUGGGCUGCGGGGGUCUCUGGCCGGCCGGUCUCCCUGGGCUUCGUGUCUGUCUCUGCUGGAGCUUUCAAGGAGCUGGUGUCCACAAGGGCUCCUGAAGCUCGGGGAGCCAGGAGGGUUUGUUCGCCCGUGGAAGUGCCCGGGAUAAACCCCCGGGAGCGUGCAGGCGCGGGGCAGAUAACCGGCGGUGAGUAAGGCCCUAUGGCUGCCGGGGCGGGGGCAGCCGCAUCCGCACCUCGCUGGGCAUUGGUGCCACCCCACCGCAAACCAUCCGGGCACAGAGCACCCCGGGGAUCGCGCUCCCGCCUGCCGCGGGGCUUUCGCGGCUGUGCUGGUGUGACACACCUCCCUGCGUGUGCCGUGUGGUACGUGGGCUCCUUGCCACCGAGGAACAGUUUGAUUUUGCUUUCAGCAGAUUGUCUGGUUGCCACGGUUGGUGCAGCAGCAUCCUCGAGGGCUUUCCCGGUGUGGUUCACUUAAGGGGAGCAGGGCAAGGCGGGCUCCAGUUUCUCUUUCUAUCUUUCCCGCUGAGUCCUGCUGCUGGCUCUGGCUUGUGCCGGCAGGGACAGGAGUGGGGACAUGGUGCCGUCUGUGCUCGCCCUGGCUGUGCUGUGCCGGGCACGCUGCGGGGGCACCGGACCGGGGCAGGAGGAUGCUGCAGCAGGAGCCUGCGUGGGGGCAAAACCCUUCUGAAGUGAAUCUCCCUAUGUGCUCAGCUCCCCUCCUCCCCAUCCAGCCCCAGCCCUUCUGCAGUGCCACCGUCCCCGCUGAGAGCACGUCCCCAGGGCUCAGCCGGGGGAGAUGCGUUGGGAUGCGGGUGAUGAGCGUUAAUUUAGUUUUUAUCGUUGCAGCAAAUAAGUCGAAAUUUGGAAGGAGCGCUGUAAAGGGCCAGGCGGUGCUGGGGCUGGUACCUGCAGGGGAAGAGGCAGGGAGGGGAUCGCGUGAGCAGCGUCCAGCUGCGGCCUCCGAGCAUCCCUGCAAGGUCGAUGGCUCCUGGUGCGGGCGGAGGGUCCUGGGCAUCCCCCCGUGCCAGCCGCCCGGGGCUCCAGCCUGGGCAUUGCGGGGCGAGGGGAGCGGCUGCUCCUCUUCCUUCAGCACCAGGUGCCCAGGACCCCGUGUUGCUGGUCUCGGGGUGCCCGGGGACCUGUCGCCGCUGAGGCCGCUGCACUGGCUGGCGGGGCUGUUCCUGCCGGAGGAAGGAGCCGAUGACGGCAGGAAGCUCUGCCCGGCCGAAACACCGCCCGUGCCGGAGCCCAGCACCGUGGCGUCCCUUGGGCUGGCCACGGCGUCACCGGGCGGUGCUGGCCGGCCACCAGCUCGGAGCCGCGCUGAUGUCAGGUCCCUGCAGGGAUGACUUCACGCGCCAAGCAUCCGCCAGCAGCGGCUGUGGGGCCAUUGCUCUGCCCCCUCCAUGUCCCUGGGGAGUCCCUGUCCCUGAGGAGGCAGGGGCUGCUGCGGGCAGGAUGAGGGCUUGGUGGGGAGUGAAGGAAACUGGACGUUUUUGAGAGGGAACAACAUGGAGCUGCAGCAUCAUUUGGGGAGGCGGCGGCAAGCGGAAAGGCAGGAGCAAGAAGUGGAGGGAGAUCCUGCGGUUCCCGCACAUCAGCCAGUGCGAUGAGCUGCGCAAGGGCCUGGAGCAGGACUAUGGCAACCUGUGCCAGAAGCAGCCCAUCGGCCGGCUGCUCUUCCGGCAGUUCUGCCAGACGCGGCCGGAGCUCCAGCGCUGCAUCCGCUUCCUGGACGCCGUGGCGGAUUAUGAGCUCUCCCCAGAUGAGAAGCGGAAGGAGAUGGGGGAAGAGAUCAUCCGCCGGUUCCUCCAGCAGGAGCCCCCUGCACCAGUACCUGAGUGGGGACCCCUUUGCUGACUACCGGGACAGCAUGUAUUUUGACCGGUUCCUGCAGUGGAAGUACCUGGAGAGGGCUGUGUGCUUCAGGCAGCCGGUCACCAAGGACACGUUUCGGCAGUACCGGAUCCUGGGCAAGGGCGGUUUUGGAGAGGUGUGCGCCUGCCAGGUGCGGGCCACGGGGAAGAUGUACGCCUGCAAGAAGCUGGAGAAGAAGCGAAUCAAGAAGCGGAAAGGGGAGGCGAUGGCCCUGAACGAGAAGCAGAUCCUGGAGAAGGUCAACAGCCGGUUCGUGGUGAGCCUGGCGUACGCCUACGAGACGAAGGAUGCGCUCUGCCUGGUGCUGACCAUCAUGAACGGCGGCGACCUCAAGUUCCACAUCUACAACAUGGGCAACCCCGGCUUCAAGGACGAGCGGGUGGUUUUCUACGCGGCGGAGAUCUGCUGCGGGCUGCAGCACCUGCACCAGGAGGGCAUCGCCUACCGGGACCUGAAGCCGGAGAACAUCCUGCUGGAUGAUGAUGGCCACAUCAGGAUCUCCGACCUGGGGCUGGCGAUCAAGAUCCCCGAGGGCGAGACAAUCCGCGGCCGCGUGGGCACCGUGGGCUACAUGGCCCCGGAGGUGAUCAGCAACGAGCGCUACAGCUUCAGUCCCGACUGGUGGGGCCUGGGCUGCCUGGUGUACGAGAUGAUCGAGGGGCAGUCGCCGUUCCGCGCCCGCAAGGAGCGCGUGAAGCGGGAGGAGGUGGAGAAGCGGGUGCAGGAGGAGCAGGAGCCCUACUCGGAGAAAUUCGGCGAGGAUGCUCGGGCCAUCUGCAAGAUGCUCCUGGCCAAGGACCCCCGGCAGCGGCUGGGCUGCGGGGCCGAGGGGGCGGCCGAGGUGAAGCGUCACCCCUUCUUCAGGAGCAUCAACUUCAAGCGCCUGGAGGCCGGCAUCAUGACACCCCCCUUCGUGCCCGAUCCCCGGGCGGUUUAUUGCAAGGACGUGCUGGACAUCGAGCAGUUCUCCACGGUGAAGGGCGUCAACCUGGACCAAACCGACAGCGAUUUCUACGCCAAGUUCGCCACCGGCAGCGUCUCCAUCCCCUGGCAGAAUGAGAUGAUUGAGACCGAGUGCUUCAAUGACCUCAACGUGUUCGGCCCUGGCGGGACCCGCUCCCCCGACCUGGACUGGUGGCAGCUGCCCGAGCCCCCCAAGCGCAGCCUCCUGCAGAGGCUCUUCCGACGCCAUCCGUCCGACUACCCCAUCGGCACCGCCAUCCACCCCCCCGACCCGGCCGCCAGCAACUCGCACCCCCCUGCAGCCAACGCCACCUGCCGAACCCCGGCCCCGUCCUGACCCCUCUCGCCACCCCGGGGGAGCCCCCAGCCCCCCACGCCCUCCCAUGGUUCCCUGGGGCUGGGGUCUCGGGGGCGCUGACAUGCGUGGGGUGAUGGGGCAGAGUCUGCUUGACCCCAACCCUGGCAGCCCUACGGCCCUUCCAGCUCUUCUUGGGGGUCCCACUGCAGGGUGCCCCCCCACCUGCCCCCCCAGCCACUGCCAGGGGAAGGGGCCAGGGCAGGGACCUAUUUUUGCUGCGUUUGAGCCCGUUAUCUUAUCGCCACUCGGUGCGUGACCUCUGCGGGCACGGGGGGGGCUGCGGGUUUAUCUGCACUCUCCGAAUAGAAACAAAGGCAGCCUUGGAGCUGGGGGGACACCCCCGGCUCCCCCUGGCCAUGCUGCAGCGGGAGUGACGGGGUCACCCCGACAGAGCCCCCGCUCGGGGAAACACCGGCUGCCCCCUCCGGCUCCGGCCACCACAGUGUGAAAUGGGCUCAGGAAAGGGAAUUUUCUCGAACGUGGGGGGCCUGGGGGGUUCCCUUUGUCACUUUGUCCUCCUGGGGCUGGUGGGGUGCAAGGGGCAGCACGUGGGUGUGCAAGGGACAGCACGUGGGUGUGCAAGGGACAGCAUGCGGGUGUGCAAGGGACAGCACAUGUGGGUGGGGGGGCUGUGCUGCCCCCCGCUUCGGGCCCUGGUGCAUCUCUGCCUCCAGCACCUUUGGUUUACAUUCAAUCCGGUUUUGUACAUUUGUAAACAGUUGUAAAUAUUUGUACGUUGAGCGCCUGGAUGUACAUUUUUAAGGUAAAAGCUGCAAACGGA